Stylophora pistillata is the source of this 1235-nucleotide messenger RNA. RefSeq lists its product as uncharacterized. Gene Ontology annotation, molecular function: nucleic acid binding; hydrolase activity; metal ion binding. NCBI's taxonomy places the organism in Eukaryota, Metazoa, Cnidaria, Anthozoa, Scleractinia, Pocilloporidae. The record is from RefSeq and is a predicted model, not a curated record.
UCUGUUCACGACCCUUACGAGGCUUGCUUCAGACAAUUUUUUAUAAAUAACCUGCCACCAACAGGUCUCCGCAAGAGUCUACACAACAUAAAGUACAUCUGUCAACAAAUAGCAGACAGUCACGAUGUCUUUUACGCCACCAUGUUCGAUGAAAACCUGGGAAUUGCGGUGUAUGCUGGGUACAAGUUAGAUCAGGGAACAAUUCUCUUUGGUCAGGCGCAUGGGGCGACAGGAUGGAGGAGAGAACCAGGUAUACUGAUUCAAGGCAGCGACGCCAUUUACCGGAAUCAACAGUACGAUAGAGGUCACUUAGUCCCAGCGCAGACUUACUCGAGCUCUGACGCGCGCUUACAUUCAACUUACAAACACACCAACGCAGUUCCACAAGUUGGAGCUUUUAACCGCGGUCUGUGGGCCCAGUUUGAAGCGAGAAUACGGAAUUACGCUCAAAACACCUGUGUGCCGAACAACGGAGUGCUAUUUCUUUUAACUGGCACCUCUUUUGCUCGUGCUCAUGUGGUCAACAAUCAAUUGCAGUCCAACUCGGUACAACCUAACCAACUACCUCCAGCCCAAAAUUACCCAUCGAUUUUUAUUCCUAAUUCCAUGUGGACCGCUGGUUGUUGUGUGGCUCCCAAUGGAUAUUCAGAGAGCUUUGCGGUGUUUGGAAAUAACGACCUGAACCACCAGUUUACAGAGCAGAUAACCCUUAACGAGCUGCAAAACAUCCUCGCAGACGAUGUAAUGCACACUGGCUUGGGCGGACCAGAUGUCAGUCUGUUCCCAGGCCAUGUAAACUGCGCGAAUAACAAUCUCCAACGGCUUCCUCAAGCACAAGGGGGUGGAUAGAAAGAAAAAAAAGUUCGUUAUUGUGAAUUCUCGUCGUUAAAGAUACUUUAAUUUAUGGUGGUGGAAGACAAUAAUUAUCAUUAAUUAUUUAUCUUUUGACUCUCAGUGUAGGUUCUUUCAAUGUGGAUAGCGACGUUUCGACUGCAUGUAAGCUUUCUUCAAGAGAUAAGGUCGACCAGUUAUAUGUUUUAAUAAAAAGCAUAGCGCUCUGCUGUGAUUGGCAGAUGUUUAACAACUGUGAUGAGCGCACUGUGAUUAUCUGACCACUGCCGCACAGCUCUCUUCUUUAUGUAUUUCUUGAAAGUUUCCAUUUAUGAUUCUGGAUUUCUAUUCUAUCGGUACUUGCCGAGUUACAUAACUACCCCACCAAUAUUCACGGAAAAACG